This is a messenger RNA of Mobula hypostoma (lesser devil ray), 17452 nucleotides long. Its product is annotated as L-lactate dehydrogenase B chain-like. The transcript is spliced from 9 exons. Gene Ontology annotation, molecular function: L-lactate dehydrogenase (NAD+) activity. The record is from RefSeq and is a predicted model, not a curated record. Lineage: Eukaryota; Metazoa; Chordata; Chondrichthyes; Myliobatiformes; Myliobatidae. Gene Ontology annotation, biological process: pyruvate metabolic process; lactate metabolic process. Gene Ontology annotation, cellular component: cytoplasm. Bases 369 to 1352 code for a protein of 327 amino acids.
UGAUGGCUGGUCGUAUGAGCAGUGACGCCGGGCAGACAAUCUCUGAAGAAUAUUGAUAAUCGCUGGGAUCACCCCUCUCAUAAAGACACUGUCCAGAAGAAGGCAAAGGCAAACCACUUCUGCCGGAAAAAAAAUUGCCAAGAACAAUCAUGGUCGCUCACGGCACAUAGCGAACAAACGUUCAUCGCAGACCAUUGAUGUGGGACUGGUGACGAGCUAAGGGCGAACUUUGGUUGCAAAGUUUUGAGAGGGGAAACGAAGAAGGAGCCCCCGUUGGGAAGGAAAUAAAGACUUUGCGGAAAAGUGGAGGAGACGACUAAUCAAAACAGAUUUCUUACCAUUCCAGAUUGACAGCACAAAUAAAGGCAAUGAGUCUGCAAGAAAAUCUAAUGAAACAGGUGGCCCCAUUAACGUCUGUCAAACCUUCUUCAAAGAUCUCAAUAGUGGGCACUGGGAGAGUUGGUAUGUCAUGUGCCAUUUGCAUUCUGGAGAAGAGUUUAGCUGAUGAAUUGGUCCUUGUCGAUAAGAUGGCAAACAGAGUUAAGGGGGAAGCGAUGGACCUGUUGCAUGGUAGCGUGUUUCUAAAAUCCAAGAUAACAUCAGCUACAGAUUAUAAAGCAACGCAAGACUCUAAGAUAUGCAUCAUCUGUGUUAGUGAGGUGGCAAAAGAUGGAAAACCAGAUAAGUGUCUGCUGGAGAAGAAUAUUGCUAUUUUCAAGGAAAUUAUCCCUCAAGUGGCUAAGCAUAGUCCAAAUGCAAUUUUGCUUAUUGUUACUCAGCCAGUGGAUCUAUUAACCUACGUUGCCUGGAAACUCAGUGGAUUUCCAAAGAGCUGUGUUAUUGGUACCGGUACUAACUUGGACACUGCAAGGCUUCGUUAUUUACUUGGUGAAAAAUUGAAAAUUAAUCCAGUGAAUGUUCAUGCCUACAUUAUUGGUGAACAAGGACAUAGAAGUGUUGCUGUUUGGAGUAACACAAAUGUGGCUGGUAUUAAUCUAAGCAGUUUGGUUGGAGGAAAUUCAAAGCAAGAUGUAAAUGAAAUUCAUAAAAUGGUCAUUGAAAGUGCCAAUGAAGUUAUAAAGCUAAAAGGAUGCAUUUCCUGGGCGAUUGGUCUAAGUGUGGUGAAUAUUGUUAAUUCAAUUUGUGGAAACCUCAAGAACAUCCAACUGGUGUCCACUAAUGCAAAGGAUGAACACAAGAUCAAAGCUGACGUGUUUCUGAGUCUUCCCUGCCUUCUGGGUGCCAAGGGAGUGUGCGGAAUCAUCCAACAAAAGCUGGAGGAGGAUGAGGCAAAAAAACUGAGAUGUAAUGUGGAACAUCUCUUGAAGACCCAGCAAGAAAUUGUACUUUGAACAAAAUGACAAAUGCUGGUUCUCUUGCACCGUUAGAUUAUUUUUGGAACAUUCAUGAUACAUGAAUAUUAGUCAAGUGGUUUGCUGAUUCAGAAUUGUAUGAAAAUUAAAUGCUGCUUGCUAAAGUUAAAUGAAACCAAUAACAGAUAAAAUGAAAAUCAAUAUUACAAGUAUGGUAACGUAUUGUGAAUUCCCUCACUCAAAGAUACCAUCCAUGUCAUGAUUGUGACAAGGGUUAAUAGCGAAGGACAACACUGGAGCAAUGAUUAGAUUUCCCUCCUUCCUCUCUGGAGAAGCACAUUUCCCAACUGAGGAGAACAACAGCUGCACGAACAGUAAAUUAAUUAGAAAUGGUCAGUGUCAGAAAAGGUUAGGAGAUAUAUUAUGAAAGCAAAGGUGAUGCAUUUUGGCAAGUCAAAUGGUGUUAAGACAUAUACUCUACUGCCCUCACAGUGCAUACGUAGAAAGCUAUGCAGUGAGCUAAAUACAUUCUCAUGAAUCACCAGAGAAGGAAGCUUCCUACAGGGUUUUGAAUGAGAUCUUACUUGUGAAAGAUAUUGUUUCAUGGCCAAAUAAAGAGAGGAUGAAGAUGGAUGUCUUUUCAUCCUGUGCUUCGAGUCAUAUCCAAGUUACCAAGGGCAUCAAAGGUUAUGGUGAGAAGGCGGGGGAGUGGGACUAAAUGGGAGAAUGGAUCAGCUCAUGAUAAAAUGGCGGAGCAGACUCGCUGGGCCGAAUGGCAGACUUCUGCUCCUUUGUCUUAUGGUCUACCUGCACAUGAAAUGAUAUAUAAAAAAAAACAGCUCAUGUCCAUACAAAAUCAACUCUGCCUCUAGAGGCCAGAACACUCCCCACUUGGCAUCCAUAGGAUGUCAGACUGAACCUCUGAAACGAAAAGUCAAAUGAUCAUUUCAUGAAAUCUUUGGUAAAAGAAGGAUGGUGUCAGAAAUUGGUCUUAAAGUCUUACUACACAGUCUUUAAACAUAUCACUUUGAAAAUACCAACCUUGAUGUCGUUCCUGGUGGGGAUCAACAAGAAAUGCUGGACCAGUUAACCAUGAGGAAAGGGUGAGCUGAUUAGCUUGUAGCCCUGUUUGGCAUGAUCAGUCAGAACAUAGUUCUUUAAGAUGUUGGAAAGGAUUUGUAGCUCAGGUUGAGGAUGUUGUUGAGUGGCUUGCAGAGCUGGCUUGUUAGCUUGCAGAUGUUUCACUACCUAGCUAGGCAAUGUCAUCAGUGCAACUUCGAAUGAAAUGUUGGUGAUCUACAUCGUUCGUCUUUUAUGUGUCCUGUGAUUAGUCAGUUUGUGUGUGUGUGUGUGGGGGGGGGGUAUAUGUGCCAAUUGGUUACCAAUUACGUAAUCCGCUAUUGAUUCAUUAAAAUCAAAUCAGGUGAUAAUUAAUGUCCAGGCUGUGCUAGUCAACCAUUAUGUAGGAUUAACAUUGUCCUCAUUUAUUGACGUUUGUAAUCAGGUGUGAAUAGGGUCUUGGCUGCGCGCGCACACACACACACACACACUGUCUGUCUCUUUCACUCAGACUCACUCUCUCUCACUCUCACACUCACACUCUUAACACAGUCGAUAUCAAGCCAUAUUACAUAAUGGGUCUUUUGACAUCAGUGACCUGGAAAACAAGGUUGUUGGUAAUGAGGCCCCACCCAAGGCCCUGACUGUACUGCAUAGGAGGGAGGUCCUGUGUGAGAUUUUGUAGACAUUUGGCCAGGGCUUCAGAUGGGAAAUGUUGCAUCACCUCAGCAUGGUUGGAUGCGAUUGUAUGCAGUCUGAGAUUAGACUGCACCAACAUGUCUUGCACUGUUUUCAGCAUGCUGAUUGCUUCUACUGCACUAGAAAAUAUUUAAGAUCAUUAUUGGUAGUCCUUCGGAUUCAGAGAAGACACAAGUUGAGUUUGGGUUGAGAUGAAUCGCACAACAGAAACCAGUGCGUGAUGGAGUUUUAAGUAGAACAGCCGUUGCACAGGAGCAAUCCCACUCUCUCGGCAGAAGAGACCUUGAUCCAGUGGCACGGACAACUGUUACAGCUGGAGACCUCUCCUGCUGUGGUCGAUGACUAGGAAGUCUAAGUAUCUUGUGCUCUUAGCGCUCCACAACGCCUGCUGGGCCUGCCUUCUUGACCAUUGGACCAUUUUUAAAAAAUUAAUUUUUUAAAUGAGUUUCUAUAAUACAACAGAAAAAAAACCCAACAGCAAAAAAGAGAUUUAUACAGUGCAAAAUAAACGUAUAAUAUACAAUUCAUAACAGUACAGAAAAAGCACCCAAAAUAAAAUCAUAUAUAGUUAGUAUCCUCCCCACCCUCCCACUACGCAACUCCAAGCCAACCAUUUCGAUGUAAAAAAAGUUAAACAGAGCUUUUGUCACCACAGAGCUGUAAAUAUUUUAAAAAAGUAUAAUGCCUACUACCUAAACUGUAAUAUAUUUCACAUGAAAAAAACUGUAAAAUUUAACCAGGAAAAAAAGCUGAAAGUAAGGGAAUAAAAUACAAAAAAAGGAGAAUAAAUCUUUAAUCUAAAAAGGAAUUAUGAAAAUACUCAAGAAAAGGACCCCACACCUUACGGAACUUUAUGUCCGAAUUAAGAAUUGAAUAAUGAAUCUUUUCAAGGUCUAAGCAGGACAUAAUGUCUCUAAGCCAUUGAGCUUGAGUGGGUGGGGCAACAUCUCUCCACCUAAGAAGAACUAAACGUCUAGCCAAAAGAGGGGCAAAAGAUAAUGUUCGACGUUUAGUCAGACUCAAAUGUAUGUCAACGUCACCCAAGGUGCCAGAAAGAGCAAUCAAAGGGUUAGGUUCUAAGUGACAAUUAAGAAUAUAGGAUAAAGUUAAAAAGACUUCUCUCCAAAAUUUCUCCAAACUAGGACAAGCCCAAUACAUAUGGAUAAGAGAAGCCUAAGUGUCUUGUCGUGCUCUUAGCGCUCCACGACGCCUGCUGGGCCUGCCUUCUUGACCGUUCUUGACUGUUUGAUUAUUAAUUGAUCUCCUCCGCUCAAUCUGUCAGGGUCAGACUUUGCACGCUGGGAUAGACAGAUCCCCUACCUCACUGAGGGUCGAAGACCUGUCGGCUAUCCUCACCUGGUUUGGCCCGUCUGCCGAGACAGUUUACCAGGGGUGUGGCCGCUGCACGUGUUACAGCUACUUGGAGCCACAGGUGAGUGCUGAGCGCCAGGUGGGGACCAAAGGUGGAAGAACUGCCCUGAAAAGGGCACGGCAGGCCCCCCCACCAGAGGUGCUCCCCCACCCUAGACACCCCAUACACCCCAUUUAAGAUCAUUAUCAACAUAGAAAUGUCUCUAUGUACCUCUGUGCUUUAAUCCUGAAUUCCUUCUCUCCCUUGAUUUCUGCCCGUUUAAUGCCAUGGGUUGCACAGUUGAUGAGGGACAGUUACCAAAUGCAUGAACUCUUGUGCAGUACUCCAGACUCUCAUUGUCUAGUUGGUGGCAAUGAAACCACAAAAAUUUGAGGUAAUCUCCAUGAUUCUUUCUCACGAGGAAGCUGUGGAACAUUUGUUCGAUGUCUGCCAUCACUGCGAUGGACUCAGUUCUGAAAUGCAUGAGGACCCGAGCAGACCAUUUCUGAGGUCUGGAUCCUGCAAGAGCACAUUGUUCAGUGAUAUGCCUUUGAACUAAGCACCUGAAUUAAAGAUGUUGCAUAGUUGUGCAGGUUUCUGGGGGUGGUAAAUUCCAAAGAUGGGCAAAUACUAGUUUUCUUAGUUGGGAUCUGGUGGAGGUGCUAACUCAGCAUGAUUGUUCCUGAAGACACUCUCCAUGUAAUGAUCCUCAUUUCUGGUUUCCUUCUCAAUGUGCGACUAAGGGACAUGAGUCGGCAAAGAGUCUGCUCUCUGUUGUUUGGUAGUAGUUGUUGUGGAGAGUGGAAAGGAAGGGGUGCUACCCAACUGUUUGACUUGUCUUUGCUAAAUUCUUUGUUCAUGAUUCAAAGGAAGACCUCAUCUUCGAUGAAAGGUGCCAGCUUAUAAUCAUUUACUUAUUGACUGAAGACCAAUUUGCCUUAAUCUGGUUGAGCAGAGGUAAGUAUGCCAGGGCACUUGGUUUGCUUGCGUACAAUCUUCUCUUUGAUACUCUCACAGGGUCCGAAAUGUCUUGGGUGACAUUAGUCUUAAAUGUGUGACAGUGAGCUGAUAAGCACCAUCAAGGUUUACUGUACCCACUAUAACCCAACCCAGGUCCAGUUGUUGGGCAUAAGGUGAUUGUGCCGAUCAUUGUGCUGCUCAUGUACCUUAUGUGGACGAAAUAGUGUCCCUUGCCAAGCAACUGGAGAAUCUCCGCAGAAGAGACAAGUGGGGGAGUCUUGUCAGCUAUGGCCUUAAGAUGUGAAUGAACAUGUGCAGCUUCAGGAGUUGACAUUUCAUCCCUGUUGUUAGGAAGGUGGUCGCACUCAGUGAGGGUUGAUAAGUGUAAGGAGGGUCCCCCUCCCUUUAACUCUAUUUCAAAUGAGAGUACUGGCUCUUCUUACAACUUCUGAUGUUGCAGAACAUGUCUUUAAAACAUAUGGGGAAACAGAACUUUGACUACUGAAUAUGUAAAAGCAUGUUGAUUUUACCAAGGACACAUUGCUCAUAUCAUCUAAUAUCACCUAUGCCAUUAUUUUUUUUUGUUCAGGGUGAUCUUUUGGGUAGAUAUUGGCUAGAUACAUUUUAGAGCAGCAUUUGCCUUGGAAGCUUUUCCCUCAUACUGGUAAAUUCAGGCCACUCUGCUGUCCUUCAGAAGUGCAACAUCACCUUCUUCAAUGUUAGAGCAUGACUCUUCGCCAUUUAUGGCAAGCUUGCACUGACUGCAGAAAUUCUUGUUUCCAUCGCUUCCAGAAUUGAGCAGCUAAAUUCUGUACUUGACGCCUUUGCAGUUUAUAGAGGUCCUUUUCUGUACAGUUUCCAGCUGGAGGUGGUGCACUGUGUUUCACUGUGAGAAGUAUAGCAGGAAUAAGAAUCAAAGGUAAAUCUGCAUCUGCUGAGACCUGAACGAAUGGGCUGAAAUUGAUAAUUGCCGUUACUUCUUCCAUGAGUACAUGGAACUUCAUGACUCAAGCUGGAAAAUUCUGUGAACAUCCGAAAAGAGGCCAAGAUUCUCCUUCAUGUGCUCCCAUGUGUCGCCCUUGUGUGAGAUGUGUGGUGGAUUAAAGUUCUAAGUGCAGCCUUGGCUGUUGAUAUACCUCUGCACCUUAGAGUCCUUCACUGCAUUUCACACAGCUGCUGGCUCAUUGGGAACCACAUGCUCUACACAAUACACUGUGUUGACACUGCCUCCAUGCACUGCUACCUGAUCACACCAUAGUUCUUCUACGUACCGUUUGCUUCUUGAUGGCUGCCUGGAACUGGGACCAGUUCCAUUAGUCUUUUCCGCCAUACCCUGGAUUUGCCCUGCGGUUUAGCCUAGAAAUUGGACGUUGGCCAGAGAAACUGCGUUUAGCUUGCAUCAUACACCAGGGUGCUCUCUUCAGUUACCUGAUGAGGUAACCAUAGCCUUUGGCCAAGAGCAGAUGUCAUCAGGUGGUGCCCAACCCUCAUAGUGUUUCAAACCUUAACCACCAGACUCUCCAGUUGGUAGGUCAGUGGAGGUGACCAAGUCACUGCCCAUCUGCUCCUAAUUUCCAGCUCCACUCCUCUCACCUGCUCUUUCUGCCUCCUCCCCCAUCCUGUGAGCUGCCUGGUUCUUGAUCUUUUCAUCAGGGGCGUAUCUGCGGAAAAUAGCGCCUAUGGCAAGCACUGAAAUUGUACCCCGGUCCAAACAUCUGACACCUAUCUUUUAGAUAACUUUACCAUAAUAUCAGCUCAAAAAUACAAGUCAAGCUUGUUAAUCUUUUAAAUAACAAAUUAUGGCACUACAUGAAAAUGAUAACUGCACCUUCCUUGCUUUCACUGAUGCAAAUUGGUCUAUGAUGUGAUCAAAAUCAGUUUUUUCAGUUUCUUCUCUUUCUACACUCAGCAGAGCAAAAUCACAGAGUCUGCCUUGACCCAUGGAGACUCUCAAAUACGAAAGUAUUAGUUUUAACUUGCUGAAUGAUCUCUCACAGCUGGCAAUGGAAACUGCGAUGGUUAGCAUUAUCUGAAUAGCAAUGUGAAGACUGGGGAAGAUGCUCUCAUCUCCGUACUGAACAAUAAAUUCAAGAAGCUCUUCAGGUCUUGAUAUUUUCAUGUUGACCCACCUUGAUAGCAACAUUCUGCAAUCCAGAAUUUCUUCAUUUAGCUGCUGUCCAUCAACAUCAGAGCUGUACAAUUUGCCCAAAUUUUCGCACUUCUUUAGGUCGUUACUGUCGGCACCGUAACACAGUCCCUCAACAUCGAGAAGGAACCCAAACUUGGCGUCAGUGUCAUGCAGACGAGUGAACCUUUCGUCCAUUUCUCUGUGAAGACAGUCGAGUGUUCCCUUCAUGACUUCAUUUCAGCAUUUCUUGAGUUUUCAUCAGCCAUUUGUUGCCUUCAUCUCUGACGUCUUUCAACUUCAAUAUUCUAUUCUUGACAGAGACCGACUCCUUCUUCGAGUGACUCACUGACCAACACUUCUCUUUGAUCAUAAAAAUGAUCUCGGAGGGCUUUCAAAUCCAGCGUGGCAUUGUGGAAGUUCAUGCUAGGAUCCUGUAGCCUCUUUUGAAUACGGUCAAUGCGAAUGAGUAUUUUCUUCCAAAAUCCUAGCAAAAUCAGAAAAUCGUAACUCAACGUGCGGUUAUUCAGCUGCCUUCCGUCACUUCUUUUUUCACUGGUCUCGUUUUCAUUGUCUAUCAUGUCCUGAAGAACUUGAAGUAUUCCUCAAGGUACUUGUUGACGGGCUUCACUGCUUCUGUCCUUGCACUCCACCUGGUUUCAGACUCCAACUUAACAACCACAGGCACGGCGUUUUUGAGUUUUUCCCAGUGCUGUGUUGAACAAGAGAAAAACAUGUAGAGAGCUUCAAUGGUUCCAAAACACGUGACCAUCGUUGUAUCCUAUUUGGCUGCAUGUACACCCACCAAGUUGAGUGAGUGAUUGUCGCAAUUUACAAACACUGCCAGGAUGUUUUUCUCACUUAUUCUUUGAUGAACACCACUUCUGUGUCCAGCCAUCACAGCAGCGUUGUCAUAGCUCUGUGACUGACAAUCUUGUAGCUGCAUUUCAUCCUUCUCUAGCUGUUUCAAGAUGUCUUCAACCAAGCUCUCAGCUUCCUUCUGGCUAAUCUGGACAAAACCAAGGAAGGACUCUCUAACAUGGACUGUUUUCCUCUCAAAAUUGACUUCCACAUACCUCACUACUUUUGACAUCUGCUCACGGUGUGUCUGAUCAGGAGUCGAGUUGAACGUGAAACCAUAGUACUUGGCUUUACGAAUGCUUCUCAAUAAACUGUGGCAAACAGUGGAUGCCAUCAUGUGGAUGAAUUCGUUCUGGACACCUGGUGAAAGAUAAGACGUGGAUCCAGGAUGACUUUCCAAAUGAGUGAGGUGUUCUUUUAUGACAGGGUCAAAGAUGGCCAGUAGUUUCAGUAAGCCAAGGAAAUUUCCCACAUUGGAGUCAUCGUCUAGCUGGUGACUCCCCGUGUCCUCGCAAAGCCAGGUUCUGUGUUGCAAGGAAUUUUAUGCAGUGAAUGAUUCUCGUCAAGAUAUCACACCACUUCUGCUUUUCCUUCUCAAUCUGUGACUGGAAUACUGCGUCAAUAACUCCUGUUUCCAGCUAAAUUUCUUUCCAUUUCUUUUCACUGUGUGAAACAUUCCCGAUGAUUCUUGGCAUUUUCAUGAACACUAAUCCUUUCAGGUGCUUUCCGCUGGUUGAAUCCACUUUCCUGCUCCAAUGAGUCUGACUGGGAAUAGUGAAGACAACAGGGGAAUAGUGAAGACAACAGAUACAAAAUGCAGACUUUUUAGAAGGGGAAUGGACCGGCCGUGAGCGAGUCACUUCCUCACCAUGACCAUUUCCCAAUUUCCUCUUGAACCAAGUUUUGUUCAUUGAGCGGUUAUUUGUUGGUAGGAAAGGCCCCUCAAUGUUCUGGAAAUACUUCGAACCCAGCUUUAUUAUUUCUGUUCUCAACGCGUCAGGCAGAAUUGCUUUUCCAGUAUCCUUGUCAAACUUCAGAAGUCCAUUGUAAUGCUGUUCAAUCACUUCUGGUACGACAGUUUGAGGCUCUUUGACACCAUCCAGUUCACUAGGUUCAGUGUCGUCAGGUUCAAUCUCAUCAGGUAAAAUCUUGUCAAUAAACUCAACAUCACCACCACCACCAUCGCCUUCUCCUCCUGCCAUGUCCACAUUCUCUGUGGCAGCCUCACUCUUAAUUUCCUCAUACUCGGAUUUAUCUGACUUGACUUCCUCCUCGGCUUGUGAUGCAUUUGUACUUGAUCCACCUUCGGUUUCUUACAAACUUGUAGCAGGUGCAGGCAACUCCAUGGAACUUGUCAAACUACUUAUUCUGGGCUUUUCAAAGAAGGGCAUGAAGAACUUGCUCGACUUCUUGGCUUCCUCCGCCUCCAACUUUCGUCUCUUCCGUCCUUCAGCUCCACUUUCCUUCUUCGUGAAGAAACAUUUCAUGGUCGUCUUACACAAUGCUCUGAAAUAAGGCCAUCCUAGUACUUCUCACCCAUGAUAAACAAAGACAGAUCAUACAUCUGAAGAAAAUUAUUUUUUCACUAUCUGGAUGGCUUGUCUGACUUUAAUAGAAACUGCUCAGUGGCGCCCAGGGCACCUGCCAUACCUUAGAUACGCCACUGCUUUUGAUCAAGGCCCAGCGCAGACAGCAACCUCCAUGCCGACCUCGCUGGGAACCCUCCACAGCUGAUCUUUGCAGUGAAUAGCCAUGUCCUCCAUCCUUUAUCCCUGCACUCCUGGUCCAAGGACUGGUACUCCUUGCAUCCCUCUCCCUUCCUAAUUCUUCUCUAAGACCAAGUCCAGCGUCUGCCACAUCUACUUCAGGAGGCAGAUUAUUUUGGGACAUUCCACUGAUACUGAUGCUUUGCAAGAGACCUUGUUGAGGCUGUGAACUGGAGUUUACCUUCUCUUUAAGGUUAACAUGGUCUCUACUGAACAGAGAAGAUCUCCAUUUUCCAGAAUGUUUUUUUUAAAGCUGUGAACAGAAGGUCUGUGGAUAUUUCCCUAAACACAUAUCACCACAGGGACCCAUUGUCGGCCCAGCUUCUGUGUGAAGCAUGCAUUAGUAGGACCAUUGAUAAGCUUCCUGACCACAUGUGCUGUGAAGAUAUCUCUCCCAAGCAGAAGUAGGAUUUGUACUUUAUCAUCUGGAGGUGGGAUCUGUUCAGCAAGACCCUUGAGGUGAGAUUUGGAGAGAAGCCUCAGGAGUUGGUAUUUCUUUGCGAUUGUCUAGAAUGUCAUUACACUCAAUCAGUGUUGGAAGUGUAAGAGUAAUGCCACCAUCUCACACUUCAAUCUGAUAACCUGUCGCUCUUCUUCCUGAUCUCUCCAUUACACCAGCCCAGGUCUUCAAGAUGUAGGAUGAUGAAUCGCCAUGAAUGCCAAACAGAUCAAAGAACUCUGACUGGGCUGAAGAUGUGUCGCUCAGGUCAUCAAGCAUUGCAUAUAUCUGGAAAGCAUUCUCUCGUUGCCCUUUAUGAUAUACUUUAACUAAGCAUAUCUUCGAUCAGGAUUUACAAAUGACAGCUGUUACAAAUCUCUGUGUAUAAAAAGUUAACAGAUGGUAAAGUUUCUUUCUCUUCCUCCCCACCACGCUCUGAAGUGUCAUCUAAAACGUUGGAUGCCUGCAGAGGAGGACUAGGAUGUUGGGCCAUAACAUGACCCCACUGUUGCAUUCAUCACACCUUGAUGUGGCUAUGCAGCUAUGUGCGAGAUGGGAUGAUGAAGAACAGUAUCUGAAGCAAAUCCCUUGCUCUAUCAGGUAAGUCUUUCGUUUCUCAAUGGUUUUUAACCUAAAGCCACGGCUCUUUCACAACGGGUGAGGUUUAUAAUGGAUGGGACAGUGUUUGCUGGGUUAUCUGUAAGUAGAGAUUCGUUCUGAGUUGUAAAUUGGGAGACAUUGGUUUUAGGCAUUGACACUGGAGUCCUAAUGUUUGUGUGCCUCAGAUGAAGCUUCUUGCUCCAAGAUGAGCUGUGGCCGGGAAGAGUGAAGUAGGUGUCAUUUCUUAUUUUAGCUUGACAGCAGACAAAAUCAGUGAAGAAGGAAAACGGGGGAUAUGUGACUCCAUUCUCUUUUUUUGUACCUUGAACCUUGAGAAAUCCAUUUCUCUUGCAAAAGCUGUGGCAGCAAAAGGACUAACACUGUGGGCAGUGUCUAAAUAAGCCAAGCCAGGCAGAUGACCAUUGCUGAAAGCAGCUCCAUUAACAGAUCCCGAAGUUCUCUUAACUUCACAUUAUCCUUAUUUGAAAACUUUGGAAAGCUACCCAAUUCUUGAAAAGUGCACUGUCUAUUACCAAUGAUGCACUGUAACAUCUGUCAAGCCUGUCCCACGUCAUUCUUUAAGCUGCAGCUGGGUUGCCUGUGUAAACUACUCUAAAGCACCCAACAUAGCCUGAGGAUUCCAUACCAAGCCACAGUGACAGCACGUCCAAUUCCUCACCAGUUGUAAGAUCGAGGUCUUUGAUUGUACUAUUAAAAGAUGACUUCCGUACUCUAUAACUUUCUGGAUGGUCAUCAAAGUAUGAUAGGCCAGUGCUUGUGAGCUCCUUGCAUGCCAGACAUUUUGCCACAUUCAUCACGAUUGAAAACUCUGGUCGGCCUUCUGCUACCUUUGUACCAUGGGAUAUUAAAUCUUGGCGGCCGAUGUGGAUCGUUACUGUCAAACCUUGGCAUUCUCUUUUCUGUUUUAAACGUAGCUGUGUUUCUUGUUUGGUGCUGGACAGGCAAGUAAGAGUUAAAGUGGCAUGCAAAAGCUUGGGCACCCCGGGUCAAAAUUUCUGUACUGUGAAUAGCUAAGCGAGUAAGAGAUGACCUGAUUUCCAAAAGGCAUAAAGUUAAAGAUGACACAUUUCUUUAGUAUUUUAAGCAAUUACUUUUUUAUUUCCAUCUUUUACAGUUUCAAAAUAACAAAAAAGGAAAGGGGCCAGAAGCAAAGGUUUGCGCACCCUGCAUGGUCAGUACUUAGUAACACCCCCUUUGGCAAGUAUUACAGCUUGUUAACACUUUCUGUAGCCAGCUAAGAAUCUUUCAAUUCUUGUUUGGGGGAUUUUCACCCACUCUUCCUUGCAAAAGGCUUCUAGUUCUGUGAGAUUCUUGGGCUGUCUUGCAUGCACUGCUCUUUUGAGGUCUAUCCACAGAUUUUCAAUGAUGCUUAGAUCGGGGGAUUGUGAGGGCCAUGGCAAAACCUUCAGCUUGCGCCUCUUGAGGUAGUCCGUUGUGGAUUUUGAGGAGUGUUUAGGUUCAUUAUCCUGUUGUAGAAGCCAUCCUCUUUUCAUCUUCAGCUUUUUUACAGACGGUGUGAUGUUUGCUUCCAGAAUUUGCUGGUAGUUAAUUGAAUUCAUUCUUCCCUCUAACCAGUGAAAUGUUCCCCGUGCCACUGGCUGCAACACAAGCCCAAAGCAUGAUCGAUCUACCCCCGUGCUUUGCAGUUGGAGAGGUGUUCUUUUCAUAAAUUCUGCACCCUUUUUUCUCCAAACAUAUUUUUACUCAUUGAGGCCAGAAGUUCUACUUUGCCGUGAGCAAUUUACUGGAGGGUGACCACUAGUUACAGUGUGCUGAUUGCUGUCUUUUUCCAAAGGGCAAAGUGUAAGAGGUAAAUUGAAUAAGACCGUAAGAUAUAGGAGCAGAAUUAGGCUAUUUGGCCCAGCAAGUCUGCUCUACCAUUUUAUCAUGGCUGAUCCAUUUUCCCUCUCAGCCUCAAUCUCCUGAGUGUUGUGACUUUUGACUCUGUGUUGUGUAGCAGACUGCUGACUAAGACAUUGGCUUGGUCUCUGAUGCAAUCGCUCACACGCUCAUGUGUACCCUGUAUUAUUGCUGGCAACACACAUAAAAGUUGCUGGUGAACGCAGCAGGCCAGGCAGCAUCUAUAGGAAGAGGUACAGUCGAUGUUUUGGGCCAAGACCCUUCGUCCGGACUCAUUAUUAUUAUUGCUGGGUAGCAUUUUUUUUUACUAUGAAACUCCUCAAUCAAGUAAGAGUAAAACUGAGAAUGAACCAGAAAAAUGCGGGCCAGCUGGUGGCGCAACGACAUCGGCGCCGGACCCAGGAGCAGAGGUUCCCGCGUUGGAAACUAGUCGGGUCUGCCCCCGAGCACGCUUUCCAUCCGUGCCAGGUUGAGUGUCGAGAUCGCAACUCGUAAAACAGAGGGAAAAUACUGAGAAAAUGUCUGUGUGAGGAGUGGCGUGCUGCACAGUCUCUCUCUCUCUCUCUGCGCCUUGGAAAAAGCAAUAAAAAAUCCAUCAUCACGGAUGCACGCACGGAGGGACACGCAGACACACACGCACAGACUCGCAUGCAUGCAGGCACACGCAAAAAAAAAGAACCAGAAAAAUGCUGUAAAUAUUUAAUGCAGCAAACGUACAAUGAUUAAAUCACAAAUUUAUUAGAAAUUAAUAUAUGAAGCUAGAUGUAAAAUAUCCAUAAUACGGUGUUGACACUCUCUUCACUCACAGCUGUCUGAUCACACAGUUGUUCUUCUACAUACCUUUUGCUUCUUGAUGGCUGCCCAGAUGUGUUUUCAUUUCUGGGUUCAUUUCCAUUAGUCUUUGGAGAUUUUCCACCAUACCUGCCCUGUAAGAACUUACAAAUGAUGACGCAUACAAAGGAAAGACAACACAGGAUCGUAUAAAUCUGCUUCAGUCUGAUUGAAAAGCCCCGUCAAAACAAAAUGGCUGAUCUUCUCACAUGGUCCAACUGACUUUCAAAUUUAAAGGCGGCCUCACCAUUAGAAUUAAAGCUGGCACCUCAAUCAGAAUAAAAGUUGGCAGGGCUAUAUUUCAAAGUAAAAGCCCAAACAACUACUCUAACCCUUCUUGUAGUGACUUCCUAUCAGGCCACUUACAGAGAAGAUCCAGCUCUUCUCUAGGUUUGAGACUUAGUCCUUCCAUGGCAAUGGCAAAGCUUGAUAACUGGGAGACUGGCUGUCGAACACUUUUAGUCCCGCUGUGACCAGGUCCCGACAAGCCAGAUACCAAGCCAAUGCUCAUGCACCUGCAGCUCCUGAAUGGGAGCAUUGUGGAAACUGGAUUGCCAAAUGUGUGCCCUGAGAUGGAUGCAAGUAGCAACUCACUGAGGUUUUUGCUGUGGUAGAAUUACAGAAUGGGGGUGUUGUGGAUCUUUGCUGCCACAGACUUAAUUUGUCAUUACCUGGACUAUGUGGAAGGCAUUUUGGCUGUGUGGUGUGGACAACUUCUCCUUGUAGACGUGGAGCACACUUUUAUAGCCAAAAUGUGCUUGGACAUAUUCUUUGGUAAGAUACAUUGGUUGUUAUGGCAAAGCAUGACUGGUUCUGGUUAUAGAUUCACCACUGUCUAAGUCAGCUGCUGCUUCACACAGUGCUGAGGCUGCCUUAGCUUCACAUUUCUCCUUGUUUAAUAUAGCCUCGACACAUGCUCUCUCCACCAUUCUCCAUUUGCGUUUCAACUUUGAGCUUAGUGUAAGCCUUUUUCAUUCUUCCCACUUCUGCUCCAGCACGGGCUCAUACAGCAAUUAUGUUAAUUAAAUGGAAUUUUGUCUAAUAGUUACUCAGACCAUUCAUGGAUGCGGCGGAAUGCUACAGCAUUCCUCUGGGGCCAACGUGCAAAACAUACACGCACGUUCAAAAUACUGACAGAGAAAAAAAGAACAUAGUCACACAAGAAAACACGUUGUUAGUCCAAGGCCCUGAGCGUUAAGUCCCGCAAAUUGAUGAUUCUGAGCAGUCCAGCCUGUAAUCCUACCGAUCUAACACUGGAAGGCAGCAUCAGCGGGAGAGACUACCCCAACUGGGCACAGACACCACACUACACUACCUCCAUUGUCUAACCUCACCUGGACUGCAGCAGCACCCAUCCCAUUGCGACUCUCCCACCGUGGCCCGGCAGCCCGACUGUCCUCCUACAGCCAGUGGCCGGCCUCACCUUCUCUGAACUCCCGGCCACUUCUACGACACCCUGGCCAACUCCUACGACAUCCCAGCUGGCUACUCCAAACAAUGAACAGCUCAUUGCUCUGGUAGACCUGCUGUACUCAUAGUUAUUGGAGUCCAGUGUAGGCUUAUGAUUAAAAAAAAACACAUUUAAUAAAGAAUAAAGCGCCUUUGGUUAGCCCCUGAGAGGCCGCUGUGUCUGCAUGUGCUGCCAUCUUACCAGAUGCUGUGCACUCAUUCGAGUAUCGUGACAGCAUGAUUGAUGAGCCACAUUCUGAUGUCACUUCCAGGUCUUGGCAAUUGAUUUUGCUUUGGUCACAAGCCCACAUAAUGGUCUAUGGCAUUCAGACAUGUCUCCAGUCCACGGGCAAUGCCUUAGAAGACAAGUUACCUAUUCACUCUACUGCCCUUGCAGUGCAUAUGUAUAAAGCAAUGCAGUGAGUUAAGCACUUUCUCAAAAAUCACCUGAGAUGGAAAUUUCCUUCAGGUUUUUUUGUGAAAGGGUAUUGCUUUUUCAAGGGCAAAUAAAGAGAUGAUGGAGAUGGAUGCCUUUCCACCCUGUGCUUCAAGUCAAAUCCAAAUUACCUGUGCAGGAAAUGAUAUUUUUUAAAAAAACUUGCGUACAGGAAGUGAUGUCAAUACAAAAUGCAUUGUACCUCUAGAGCCCAGAACAUGUAUAGUUAGGAUGUUAAGGAAUGUUGAUAAAUAGAGAGACGUGGUCCAAGUCCAUAGUUGCCACUAAUGGUUGGUGGGUCUGUUUAACUUCCCAACGUGCAUCAUCUAAUAUUAGACUAGGAUAAAUUCCACCUGCCAACACUCUGCCCAACUUUCCAUUUGAUCUACAUCCUUGUACAACCUUCCUUGUCAUCCACAACAUCACCAAUGUUGGUUUUCUAAUAUAUUUCAUGGGUGGAAAUUAAUAGCUGACUGACGUUCUAGAGCACUUUCAUAAUAUACCCAAUGGUUAUAGAGUAAUUAAAUUCUGAUGCUGUCCAUUUCUAAUUAAUAGUAUGUUUGCCUUCAUAGGUCAGGGCAUCGAAUACAGGAGUUGGAACAUUAUGUUGCAACUUUACAAAACACUGGUACAAAACAUGUUGAGCAUUAUGUGUAGUUCUGGUCACCACACGAAAGGAAGGAUGUGACUCAUCAAGAUGCGACCUGGUUUGGGGGAUUGGAGUUAAGAAGAGAAAUUGAAUCAGCUGGCUUGCCCAGGAGCAAAGGAGACUGAGAGAUGACCUGAUAAGAUAUACAAAAUUCCAGGAGGAACAGAAGGGGAGAUGGUCAAAGUCUUUUUUUUCCCCCAUAAUGAGGGUAUCAAAAACAGAGGGGCACAGAUUUAAUUUGAGACGAAGAGGAUCUAAGGGUUAAGUAGUUUCUUGCACAGUGUGUCUGAUAUUGGGAACGUGCUGUCAGAAGAGGUGCUGGAAGUUAAAUACAAUUAGAACAUAUUCCAAGCUUUGACAAUUUAGUUUGAACUUUGAGCAUUAAGACAGACACUUAAAUGGGAAAGGAAUAUUUCCAAUGGGGGCAAAUGGGAUUAGUGCAGGUAAAAUAGUCGGCAUGGAUGUGAUGGGCAGUGGGGCUUGUUUCAAUGCUGCUGUGAUUCUAUGGACCACUUGUUGAUGGGAGUGUGGUGGGUGCCUAUGAACCACUUGUUGAUGGGAGUGUAGUGGGUGCCUGGACUAUGUUGCCGGGGUGGUAGUGGAGGCAAAUAUGAUACAGCUGUUGAAGAGACUCUUAGAGAGAUGAAUGCUCAGGUAAUGAAGGGAUAUCAAGGUUAUGUAGCCAGAGGAAUUCAUUUACUUGGGUCAGUACAAUAUUAUGGGCCAAAGUGUUUGUUCCUGUGCUAUGCUCUUCUAUGUUGUAUGAAAAUGUUUUCAUUUCUCAUUACUAGAUUGAUAACUGGUGUUUCCUUUUGGCCUGCUGUCAAAAAACUUAGCUUUGUACAUUUUUCAGGUUUUUGCUUGCACAGUUUAUUGCAUAAACUCGGGGCUGGGGAAGAUAAAUCUUUGCUGACACAGUUUCCAUUUCAGGAAUGAAUGUGUGAAUCUUCAAAAAAUUUAGUUACAUUUGUUUGAGGGAAAAAAAAGACAAUUGUAUUGAAGAAAAAUCUUGAGUACAAUCAAAAACAUUAAA